AUGGACUCCUCCACCAACAAUUUCCAUAAGCUCCAAACCAAGAAAACCGCGAAACCUCGGAAACAUCAUCGUUACCUCCGAAUGAUCGCGAACGUGUUGCGGUACGUUGAGGUGUGCGUUGUUCUGGUCCUGGUUUCGAGGCUCUCCAUCAACCUACCAUCCACUCUCAAAAACUCAAGCGAGUAUUUCCGCAACUUCAUGGGUAGUCCCCGCUUUGUGUUUUUCCUCGGAAACGUCAUCAUCAUAACGUUGUUCGCACAAUCGGGUCAUUUUUCAAAUCACGCUUCGGAAAAACCAUCCCCAGAACCCGAUCUCUAUCUCGAGUUUCUCCAAAAUAGCACCAUCAAACAAAAACUAAUAGCCCACAACAACAAUCGUAAGGCGAAGGCGAGUGUGAGAGUGGAGGAUGGUGCAAAGGGUCAAAAAACUCAUCCCACCAAAACCGAGACCAGUUUGGAGGUGGUGAAGAAGGAUUAUCGAAGGUGUCAAUCGGAUAUCGUAACGCUUGAGGUGGAGAAUGAGAAACCUACGCGCUUGUUGCAGAGGUGCGAAACUGAGAAAGUGGGUAAGAACGUUAAUUCGUACCCUGAAGAUGGGAUGAGCAACGACGAGUUUCGUCGCAAGGUUGAGGCUUUCAUUGCUCGCCAACAGAUGCUACGAACCCAAGAAUAA
This is a messenger RNA of Sphenostylis stenocarpa, 672 nucleotides long. The record is from the annotation of a GenBank genome assembly. Lineage: Eukaryota; Viridiplantae; Streptophyta; Magnoliopsida; Fabales; Fabaceae.